Colletotrichum orchidophilum is the source of this 618-nucleotide messenger RNA. RefSeq names its product cutinase. The transcript has a single exon. Gene Ontology annotation, biological process: carbohydrate catabolic process. Bases 1 to 618 code for a protein of 205 amino acids. The record is from RefSeq and is a predicted model, not a curated record. Gene Ontology annotation, cellular component: extracellular region. Gene Ontology annotation, molecular function: cutinase activity. NCBI's taxonomy places the organism in Eukaryota, Fungi, Ascomycota, Sordariomycetes, Glomerellales, Glomerellaceae.
AUGAAGACCGCCGCCAUCACCACCGUCCUCUUCGCCGCCCUCGCGGCCGCCUCCCCCGUCGAGAUCCGCCAGGCCUCGGGCUGCAAGGCCUUUACCGUCCUCUUCGCCCGCGGCACCACUGAGAUGGGCACCCUGGGCAGCGUCGUCGGCCCAGGUCUCCAAAAGGCCGUCGCCUCCUCCGUCCCCGAUUCCGUUUUCGAGGGCACGACCUACCCGGCCGACAUGGGCGGCAUCAUGUCCGAGAGCACCGGCUCCGGUCCGGGCAGCAUCGCCAUGGCUAACCAGGCCAACUCGUGGCUGACCAAGUGCCCCCAGACCAAGAUCGUCCUCACCGGCUACAGCCAGGGCGGCAUGGUCGUCCAUAACGCCGCCAAGAAGCUCUCGGGCAAGGCCAUCGCCGCGGCCGUCACUUUCGGUGACCCAUUCAAGGCCCAGGCCGUCACCGGCGUGGCCACCGGCAAGUUCAAGAGCUUCUGCGCUGGUGGAGACACUGUAUGCUCUUUUGGUGGGUGUGCUAGCUCUGGAGGCUGCACUAGCGCCAGCGCCGCUGGCCAUCUUGGAUACGGGUCCGACGUCAACACCGCAGGCGCUUUCCUCAAGACCGCUACUGCCUCCUAG